Antechinus flavipes (yellow-footed antechinus) is the source of this 3072-nucleotide messenger RNA. RefSeq names its product tweety family member 1 (gene TTYH1). Lineage: Eukaryota; Metazoa; Chordata; Mammalia; Dasyuromorphia; Dasyuridae. The coding region runs from base 810 to 2174 and encodes 454 amino acids. The transcript is spliced from 14 exons. Gene Ontology annotation, molecular function: intracellularly calcium-gated chloride channel activity; volume-sensitive chloride channel activity. Gene Ontology annotation, cellular component: plasma membrane; smooth endoplasmic reticulum membrane. The record is from RefSeq and is a predicted model, not a curated record.
GCUCCGCCCUCGGGUGCCGAGGGCCCUCUUUCGCAGUAGUCCAUGAUGACCCCUCCCCAACUCUGGAGCCUGUGUGGAGGAGCUGGAGAAGGGGAGGGGGCUGGGCUGCUCCCUCCUCCCCCGGGCAGGAGCAUUGAAGGCCUUGCCCAUCCUCAUGCAGAGCCUUGAAGGCUCUCCCCAUGCCCAGAACAUGACCUUGAAGGCCUCUCCGAGCGGGCCCGUAACAGAGCCUUGAAGGUCUCCCCCAAGCUUUUGGCCGCCUUGCUGGCUGAGGUCUUGGCUCGCCGCCCCCCUGGGGGGGGACGGGGUCUCCUCCCGGGUCCUAGCCGCUAUCCCCCUAGAUCCUGGAGCUCCCGGAGCUAGGGAGGGUGGUCUCCCCAUGAGUCUGUGCUCUUAAUGAAUGGGGGCCUCCCGGCCUCCCGGAGGGGGCCGCUGCCUCUGACUACUCUCCCUCUUCCUCAGGACGGAGUCCCCGAAGCCCCCGAGCUCUCUUCCUGCAGACUGCUCCCCGUCCCAGGCUCCAUCUCUUCUCCAGGUUCUUGGGGAGCCAGGGAGUCCCCGGGUCUCCCGUUGGUCAUCCCAGCUAGACGUGAAACCUCCAGUGGCCAGCAGGGGGAGCGCUGGCCCCUCCCACCCAAGAGCUGGCACCUCCCACUCCCCAAAUCUCCCCCCUAGCCUGGCUGUUUUCUCCUCCUCCUCCUCCUCCUCCUCCUUCUUCUCCUCCUCUGCCUUCUCUGCCUUCUCCUCAGGGCCAUCUCCUCAGCUUCCCAGCACAGCCCUCCCGGAGCAGUUCUGGGGGCCAGGAGGCCAUGGGGGGGCCGCCCCCGGGCUUCCGGCCCUCAGGUUGGGUGCACUUGCUCCACCAGGUACCCCACACCAACUUCCAGCUCCGACCUGUGGCCAGCACCUUUGCCCCCCAGGAACAGGACUACCAGCAGGCCUUGCUGCUGGUAGCGGCUCUGGCCGGGCUGGGCCUGGCCGUGAACCUGCUCGUUCUGGGACUGUACCUACUGCGUUCAUGCUGUCGUUGCCGCAGACCCAAGGCUGGUCCCUCUGAGGUCUCGGGCUCUCCAGACGGAGGAGGCUGCGUCACCUGGAGCUGUGUGGCCGCCCUGCUCCUUGGCUGCGCCGGUAUCGGGCUCGGUUUCUAUGGCAACAGUGAGACCAGCGAUGGGGUGUCCCAGCUCAGCUUCUCGCUCCUGCAUGCCAACCAUACGCUCAGCUCCAUCGACCGGCUGGUUUCAGAAACAGUGGAACGCCUGGACUCGGCAGUUAGGUCUGAGCUGACGACCCUGGAGGAGGUGAUGGCCCCUCGGACGGAGCUGGUGGCGGCUGCCCGGGGUGCCCGGAGGCUGGCCGAGGCUGUGGCCCAGCAACUGGGGGAACUGGCUUUCUGGAGGGGCGUGCCCCUGAGCCCAAUCCGCGUGGCCGAAAAUGUCUCCUUUGUGGAGGAGUACAGGUGGUUGGCUUACAUUCUCCUCCUGCUUCUCGAUCUCCUUGUCUGCCUCUUUACUCUCCUCGGACUGGCCAAGCAGAGCAAAUGGCUUGUGAUUGUUAUGACAGUCAUGAGCCUGCUGGUUCUCAUACUGAGCUGGGGAUCCAUGGGGUUAGAGGCAGCUGCUGCUGUGGGUCUCAGUGAUUUUUGCUCCAGUCCUGACCCCUAUGUCUUGAACCUGACUAGGGCAGAAACUGGCCUAAAUCCAGAAAUCCUCCACUAUUACUUUCUCUGCAACCAGAUGGUUUCUAGUCCUUUCCAAGAGAGGCUGACCUUAUCCCAGCGGUCUCUGGCCAGCAUCUACUCUCAGCUCCAGGGACUAGAACGGGAGGCAGUUCCCCAGUUCCCAGCCGCCCAGAAGCCGCUAUUGGCCCUGGAAGAGAUGCUGAACGUGACUGAGGGGAACUUCCACCAGCUGGUGGCGCUGCUGCACUGCCGGGGGCUGCACAAGGACUAUGGGGCAGCUUUGCGGGGCUUGUGUGAGGACUCCAUGGAGGGCCUCCUCUUCCUGCUCCUCUUCUCCCUGCUGUCCGCCCUGGCUCUGGCCACGGCUUUGUGCAGCCUGCCUGGUGCCUGGGCCCACUUCCCACCCAGCGACGACUACGACGACCCAGAAGAUGAUGAUCCCUUCAACCCUCAGGAAUCAAAACGCUUUGUCCAGUGGCAGUCGUCCAUCUGAGACUACUUCCUCGGGCUGGGUCUGCUACCCCCAUCUCUGAGAAAGAGUUGCGCUAGGUGUAUGGAGAGCUGAUGUCCCCACGGUACCACACUAUCAAGCCAGUGAAGUCAGAGAGCCUCAGAUAUUGAAAGGUCCAACCCCUACAUCAUACAGACUUUACUUGAAGACCUCCACUGAUGGCCAAUCAAUUUCUUCCCAAGGCAAUCUUGCUUCUCGAUGAUAGGAAGGUUUCUCAAAUUCUUUUCUGACUUGUAGCCUAAAUUUUCCCUAUCCCUUCUCUGUCCCUCCGCCCUCUGGGACCAAAGAGAAAUUUCUAACUGCUCCUUCACACAAAAGUCCUUCAAAUAUUAGCAGGCAGCUCUCUGUCUUUCCUGAGUCUUUUCCUUUGGAUAAAUCAACUUCACCUGUCUCUGCUUUAAAUUGCUUUGUAUUUACUUGUAUAUCUAUUAGAGUUUUUAAAAUAAAAUGGAAGGUCCAUUAAAAAAAAAAAUUCCCAGUACCUAACACACUGCUUCAAACAAAGGAGGCACCAGCUGCUUGCUGAGGUGCUCAUCACUCUAGUUGUAUUACCUUGAUCCUCUCCAAAUCAAAGUCCUUCCUGAGAGGAGGUGUGCGGAACUGAUUAUAAGACUCCCCGACAAGUGACAGGAAUUUCCUCUCCUUAGAGACACUGAGCAGAGGAUACAGAAGUCCAGCUUGGACUCAGAGAUUUCAGGGAUCUAAAUCCAGCACUUGAUAGAUUCUGAAUCUCUGGCCACUUAUGUGACUGGAUGGUCCCUUCCACUUGUCAUUUCUGGAUGCUGUCUGCUUUAAUGCAUUCUAAGAUUGGACUUCCUUGGCUGCUACAACUCCUUAUUGACAUAAAUCCAGCUCACAAUCACUAAGACCCCCAGCUUUU